CCUCCUUUCAGUCUCAACCUAUCAAUCCCUAUAUAACAAAGUGCAAAGCGUGACAUACUCUCUCUCUCUCUCUCUCUCUCUCUGCUUUCUUCAAUUUUCCUUCACACCUCCCACACAACCAGAUAGAGACAAGAAAGAGAGAUUCAUGGAAAUGCCCAAGAAGAAUUACUCUUUUGGUUUCUGUUUUAUAUAAUGAACAACCAACAAAAUUUCUUCUUUUCUCAAAGAAGAUGGGAAUACAACAAAAUGAGCAUAAUCAAAACCAAACCCAAUCUUUCCUUUUAGAUGCUCUUUACUGUGAAGAAGAAAGAUGGGAAGAAACACUUGAAGAUGAGAUUUUAGAAGAAAAAACUAAUUCAUUUCCUCUACCUUUACUAGAACAAGACUUGUUUUGGGAAGAUGAAGAGCUACUCUCUCUUUUCUCAAAAGAAAAAGAAACAAUUUCCAACUUUAACACUAUUAAAACAGACCCUUUACUUUGUUUGGCUCGUAAAGAAGCUGUGAAAUGGAUUCUUAAAGUAAAUGCUUAUUAUGGAUUCUCAACAUUGACUGCUAUUCUUGCUAUCAAUUACUUUGAUAGGUUUCUUUCAAGUCUUCAUUUUCAGAAAGAUAAGCCUUGGAUGAUUCAACUUGUAGCUGUUACUUGUCUUUCUUUGGCUGCUAAAGUUGAAGAAACUCAAGUUCCUCUUCUUUUGGACUUCCAAGUGGAGGAUGCAAAAUAUGUGUUUGAGGCCAAAACUAUUCAAAGAAUGGAGCUUUUGUUAUUGUCCUCUUUGAAGUGGAGGAUGAAUCCUAUAACCCCACUUUCAUUUCUUGAUCAUAUAAUAAGAAGACUUGGACUAAAGAGCCAUAUUCACUGGGAAUUUCUCAAGCAGUGUGAGAGACUUCUACUAUUGGUCAUAGCUGAUUGUAGAUUCCUAAGUUAUAUGCCUUCUGUAUUGGCCACUGCUACUAUGCUUCACGUUAUUCAUCAAGUUGAGCCUUGUAAUGCUGUUGACUACCAAAAUCAACUUCUUGAGGUUCUCAACAUUAGCAAGGAGAAGGUGAAUGAUUGCUAUGAACUUAUAACAGAGCUAUCUAACAACUCUGUUUCACACAAGCGCAAGUAUGAGAGUCCAAUAAAUAGCCCAAGUGCUGUUAUUGAUACAUUUUACAGCUCUGAAAGCUCAAAUGAUUCAUGGGAUUUGCAAACUUCUUCCACCUAUUCACCUCAUCAUCAACUUUUGCCUUUGUUUAAGAAAAGCAGAGUUCAAGAACAGCAAAUGAGAUUGACAUCUUUAAGCAGAGUUUUUGUGGAUGCUGUUGGUAGCCCUCAUUAAUACUAUCAACAAUUUAUUAUUUAUAGUGCUAUCCGUCCCCGGACCCUGUGUAAAUAUUUUAUGCACCGACCUGCUAUUUUAUUAUGUCCUUUUUGAAAAGAGGGGAAAGAAGAGAAGAGUUGGUGGUAGUGGUUGCAGAGGGUUGGUUUUUGACAGCACAAAGGGGAGAAAAAGAAAGGGUAGUAAAGACAAAAGAAGCAAUGAAGAAUAUCUGUACUCUGUUUUUUCCUAAUUCAUGUCAAUUUUUCUUAGGUCCUUGUCAUGCAUAUUUUAAGGUGGACAUAUUUUGUUUACA
Nicotiana attenuata is the source of this 1614-nucleotide messenger RNA. Its product is annotated as cyclin-D3-1-like. Gene Ontology annotation, molecular function: cyclin-dependent protein serine/threonine kinase regulator activity. Gene Ontology annotation, biological process: regulation of cyclin-dependent protein serine/threonine kinase activity; mitotic cell cycle phase transition. The transcript has 4 exons. The coding region runs from base 231 to 1319 and encodes 362 amino acids. The record is from RefSeq and is a predicted model, not a curated record. Gene Ontology annotation, cellular component: cytoplasm; cyclin-dependent protein kinase holoenzyme complex; nucleus. Lineage: Eukaryota; Viridiplantae; Streptophyta; Magnoliopsida; Solanales; Solanaceae.